Messenger RNA from Wickerhamiella sorbophila, 780 nucleotides. Its product is annotated as Mitochondrial acidic protein MAM33. Gene Ontology annotation, cellular component: mitochondrial matrix. The transcript has a single exon. Gene Ontology annotation, biological process: cytosolic ribosome assembly. The coding region runs from base 1 to 780 and encodes 259 amino acids. Lineage: Eukaryota; Fungi; Ascomycota; Dipodascomycetes; Dipodascales; Trichomonascaceae. The record is from RefSeq and is a predicted model, not a curated record.
AUGUUCAGAUCUACUUUGCGUAUUGCCACCCGAGCCGCAGUUAUUGCGACCCGUGGUCCAGUCCGCCCCGCGAUUGUGGCGCCCCGUAUGUUUGCUAUGUGCAGAUACGCUUCUUCAUCUGCUGCCGACGCCCAAUUGGUUGCGUCGUUGCGUGCUGAGCAGCAAGUCGAGCAGGAGGCUCUCGAGCAGGAGGCCAACGAGGCCGAGGAGUUCAGCUCGUUCUUGUCUAACCAGGGCUUCACUCUGGUCGAGAAGCCUGGCCAGGACGAGGUCCAGCUUGUGCGCACCAGCGGAGACGAGACCCUCCGCAUCUUCUUCUCUCCCUCCGAUGUGAUCAACUCUGAUUCUGUCCUUGACGACGCCGAGGGCGAGCACGAAGAAACCGAGGCUGCUGCGAACAAUGACGGAGAGGAGCUCGAGUUCAGCGACGACUUUGAUGUGCCUAUUCGUCUGAACAUUGUUGUCGAGCGGUCCAAGGGCGCUCUUGGCAUCGAGGCAAUUGUCCAGGACGACUUGGUGGUUGUUGAGUCGCUGAUCCCUUAUCCCUCCGCUGAGCUUGCCAUUGACGAGACUGCCGAGGCCGACUACAAGCGUCGUGCCAUCUACGGUGGCCCUCCCUUCUCCGUCUUGGACCCUAGCGUCCAGAGCUCUGUCCAGGAGUUCCUGGAGAGCCGCAAUGUCAACGGCGACCUUGCUCUCUUCAUUGCCGAGUACUCCUCGUACCGCGAGAACAAGGAGUAUGUUUCGUGGCUCGGAAAGAUUGCCGAUAUUCUUGAGUAA